This is a messenger RNA of Eleginops maclovinus (Patagonian blennie), 1346 nucleotides long. RefSeq names its product potassium channel, subfamily K, member 7 (gene kcnk7). Gene Ontology annotation, biological process: stabilization of membrane potential; potassium ion transmembrane transport. The transcript has 4 exons. NCBI's taxonomy places the organism in Eukaryota, Metazoa, Chordata, Actinopteri, Perciformes, Eleginopidae. Gene Ontology annotation, molecular function: potassium ion leak channel activity; outward rectifier potassium channel activity. The record is from RefSeq and is a predicted model, not a curated record. Bases 13 to 1002 code for a protein of 329 amino acids. Gene Ontology annotation, cellular component: plasma membrane.
UUAGAGCCCACGAUGGCACGGCUGCUGUCGUCUCUGGGCCUUUGGUGCCGGGUCCGUGCCUUCCCCUGCCUGCUGCUCUGCUACCUGCUCUUCAUCCUGCUGGGGGGUCUGGUGUUCUCGGCUGUGGAGAGGCCGGUGGAGCAGGAGCUGAGGUUGGAGGCGGAGGAGCUGCUGCGCUCCUUCCUGCAGGAGAACCCCUGUGUGCGGGGGGGCCGGCUGGUGGAGCUGCUGGGGAAGGCUCUGUCCGCUCACCAGAGGGAUGUAGCCGUUCUGAAGGCGGACGCUGGGGACAGAGGAUACGAUUUCACUUCUUCGCUGUACUUUGUCAUCGUCACCCUGACAACCAUGGGUUCCGACUCCUACACCCCGACAUCUGAGAAAGCUAAGCUCUUCUGUAUCUUCUACUGCACCCUGGGGAUCCCCCUCAGCCUGUUCCUCCUCACCCUCCUCUCCAGCCUCCUCCUCCCUGUGGUCACCCAUGCUCCUGUGCUCCACCUGCAGAGGUGCUGGGGUCUGUCCUACAGCAGGGCGGCUGGGGUCCACGCCGGGCUGCUCUCUCUGCUCGUCCUCUCCCUGCUCUUCCCUCUCCCUGCCCUGCUGGUCUGCAUGGUGGAGCCCGACUGGAGCUUCCUGGACGCUCUCUUCUUUUGCUUCGUCAUCCUGAGCACCGUGGGCCAGGGGGGGAACUCUCUGGGGAGGAGCUGGGGCCCGGCGGCCAAGGAGACUCUCCAACUGCUCACCAUGUGCUACCUGCUGGCGGGCCUGGUGGUGAUCAUCACCUUCAAGGACACGGUCCUGCAGGUUCCCCGGGUCUGUGCGGUGAUCAGGCUCUUCUCUGGCCCUCAGUAUGCAGAGCUGGAAGGUGUCCAUCUCAGUGAGCUGACACUGAGCGAGGAGAUCUGUGAGGAGGAGCCUCAUUACUCCCAGUCCAUCUGCACCGUCUCCUCCACUCCCCUAGAGCUGAUGCGCCCACGUUCUGUCCCACAAAGACAGAAGACCUAAAACCACCUGACCUCCACAGCUGGACACCAAACCACCCACAGCCCACUGUAUUGUUGACUGGCAAGACAGAUCAAAGCUCAGUAUAUGCUGGAUCCUCAACUUCCCAUGAUGCAACUCACGUGACAUCAGUGAGGCAAGCAGUCCGACAAAUUUACCAAACAAACCCCCACGUUAGCCAUCAGAGAAGGAAGAGGAAGAGAAAUGGAAGGUAAACGAUUAUCAUGACCAUCAUACUUUCCCUGAUGGAUUAUGAGGAACAUUUCACUGCUUUGUUUUCGGUUUGACCUCAAAAUAAAGUGAAUUAUACAGUCUGGAUUAGAUUUUUUCCAACCUGUUGUUGUCAA